AUGCGUGGCUUUCUUACCCUCGCCGUCUCUCUUUCGGCCCUGUUUUUCACCGGAACAGCGGCCUAUCCCACUGACCCCGUUGAUCUCGAGACCAGAGGCAACAUUGCCAAGCGUUCGCUACCAAAGCUCGUUCACUUCGACAAUAACAACCCCGAUGACCGAAAGAAAAACCUCAAAAUUCGACAAGCCUUUCGAGACAGUCUUCAGCUAAUGGAUCAUUCUGUUCAACAGCUUCAAGACAACGUGUUCAAGCAGUACUUCAAUGAAGGUGACAGGAGCAAGGCUCAAGAUGUGUUCAAGAAGGCCCUUGGCGGUGAUCCCGGCAGAGGUGCGAGUGAACUUGUAGACUUUUACAACUAG
Penicillium coprophilum is the source of this 360-nucleotide messenger RNA. RefSeq lists its product as uncharacterized. The record is from RefSeq and is a predicted model, not a curated record. The transcript has 2 exons. Lineage: Eukaryota; Fungi; Ascomycota; Eurotiomycetes; Eurotiales; Aspergillaceae. The coding region runs from base 1 to 360 and encodes 119 amino acids.